AUUGAAAAGAGCGGGAAGUUGUAAUACUGCGGUACGCAUGCGUUUAAAAUGAACAGUCUAAGAAAUAUUGCAAAUGUCGGUAUCAUAGGUGGAGGUUUCAUUGGUGCUGCUGCAGCUCUUACUUUAGGCUUGUCUCAGUCAUUAUAUACAGUGGAUGGAGGCCAUCGAGCAAUCAUGUUUAGUCGUAUUGGUGGAGUGCAAGAUGAAAUAUUUACCGAAGGCUUACACUUCAGAAUCCCGUGGUUUCAGUACCCUAUUAUAUAUGAUAUUAGAUCUCGACCACGAAAAAUAACGUCACCAACUGGCAGCAAAGAUCUUCAAACGGUUAACCUCACAUUGCGCGUAUUGUCUCGACCUGAAGUGUCACAGCUUCCACACAUCUAUCGUACUCUGGGGACUGAUUAUGAUGAACGGGUUUUACCAUCCAUAGUCAAUGAGGUUCUAAAGGCAGUUGUUGCUAAAUUUAAUGCUAGUCAGUUAAUUACUCAGCGUCAGCAAGUAUCAUUGCUGAUUCGCAAACAGCUUGUCGAAAGAGCCAGUGAUUUCCAUAUAAUUGUUGAUGAUGUCUCCAUCACUGAUUUAACUUUUUCACAAGUUUACUCUGCUGCUGUUGAAGCAAAACAGAUUGCUUUACAAGAAGCACAGCGUGCGCAGUUCCUCGUAGAACGUGCGAAACAAGAACGUCAGCAGAAGAUAGUUACUGCUGAAGGUGAAGCUCAGGCUGCAAAACUGAUUGGUGAUGCCCUUUCUCAAAAUCCCGGAUAUCUUAAGCUUCGGAAAAUAAAAGCGGCUACGCAAAUUGCUCGAACGGUUGCUCAGUCUCAAAACCGUGCAUUUCUACAUUCUGGCUCUUUGAUCCUCAAUGUUGCGGAUCCUAAAUUCGACGCUGGUCUGGAUGUCUUGAAGAAAAAAUAAAUUGAAGUGUUGGAUAGUAUUAACAUCUUUAAAAAAAUCUUAGACUAGCAUUUCCGAAUGUAUUUUGUACUGUGUUACGUUCCUUAAUUUAAUUGAACACUAUUUCUGUGAAUACGAUUGAUGUACAAGCAAAUAAAAUAAAAAUCUUAUCUUG
Schistosoma guineensis is the source of this 1069-nucleotide messenger RNA. The record is from the annotation of a GenBank genome assembly. NCBI's taxonomy places the organism in Eukaryota, Metazoa, Platyhelminthes, Trematoda, Strigeidida, Schistosomatidae.